AUGGAAGAGGAAGAAAUCACUGCAACAGAUCCAACAUUCACAUGGGUAGGCCCCUCAAAUGACACUGCCAGUUAUGUUGCACAAGUUCGCACUAUUUUCCAGCCUUGUGCAUGUCCACACUCCAAGGUUGAAACCCCUCUGUAUCUCAACCAUCCCCUUGUUUAUCUACAGCCCUUCCAUGUUAUUGCCACCCUGCAGCAGCAACCUGAGGUGCAGAUGUGGACCCUGGAAAGGUGCUUCUCCCAUAUGGAGGAAGGCAGAGAGAUGCAAGAGGGACUGGUCAUGCCCAUUACUUGGAUCUUGCAUGUGCUAGAGCUUGUCCCCAUUUUUGGCUCUGAAAAGGUGCCACCUACCAUAUCAUCUGCUACAUCACAAGAGCUUUACCACUGUUUUUUCCUCAAUCACUUUGCAGACAAAAAGAUAUUCAACACAUUCCAUGGGGGGGGGCUCAUUUUGCUAACAAUCUCUGUCCUCCAGAUGGACUUUCGACCAAUCAGAUGCAUUUCUCACAUGAAAUGUGCUGGUAAUCCAAGUGGCCCGCUUGUUCGAACUGCAGAUGUAAUUCAGGAUGUAAAGGGUCUCUGA
This is a messenger RNA of Pisolithus orientalis, 585 nucleotides long. RefSeq lists its product as uncharacterized. The record is from RefSeq and is a predicted model, not a curated record. NCBI's taxonomy places the organism in Eukaryota, Fungi, Basidiomycota, Agaricomycetes, Boletales, Pisolithaceae. Bases 1 to 585 code for a protein of 194 amino acids. The transcript has 5 exons.